Molecule: messenger RNA, 4994 nt
Organism: Taeniopygia guttata (zebra finch)
Lineage: Eukaryota; Metazoa; Chordata; Aves; Passeriformes; Estrildidae
Source: RefSeq, a predicted model, not a curated record
CACAGAGUUCCUCACGGCCGGCGGGCACGGCUUGUGGGUGACGACAGGAAUGUGACGUCUGUGAACGUUAAAUACGUGUUAUAAAUGAAUCGGUGGAUUUAAUAAUUAAGGGAAUUUUUAAAUUAAGUCAAAGUAAAAUUGGAAAAGCCGCAAGCAGAUCAGCGCCGAGCCAGGCGAUCGGUGCUGUGUGGACUGGGUCCGGACUACUGCAGCACCGUGCCCUGGCAGUUCACUGGGUACCGAUUUCUUUUUGAUAUUGUUUCCAGACUUAGCGGGAUUCUGGGGGGUCCUCCUGUUUCCUCUUGUCCUUUUUCACAUAUUCAUGCAUCUUUUCUUGUGAUGCUUCUAAAAGGAGGUUUCCCCACAAUACUCAUUGCUGAAAUCCUGUUAGACGGUAAUCUCUUCGAAUAUUUUGUUCUGGCGACGAAUAUUCAUCUUAUCGUUCAAGGCAUAUCUUCUAGACAGAGUAAUCUAUCAGAAUAACCAUCCUUUGAGACAGAAAUUCAUCCUGUGUAUGUUGCUCUUUCCCGUCACUCGGUUUCAUUACAAAGGACACUGUAUUUUUUAGUCCUGAGCACGAAUUUAUGCUAAAUCGUAGAUUACAUACGCACAAAUCAAAAGUCCCCGCAGAGUUUUAACAGGACAAUGGACUGUAGCCAACGCGGUGAGAGGGGAGGGAAGGGAGGGGCUGAGGUGGAUCACUGCCUGCCAAGGAUGCAGCGGGGACAGAUGUUAUUGUCACAGCGCUGAAACCCCGGGGUUAAGGUAAGAACGAGGUGGAUCACUGCCUGCCAAGGAUGCAGCGGGGACAGAUGUUAUUGUCACAGCGCUGAAACCCCGGGGUUAAGGUAAGAACGGAUGGCCGAAGUAAAUAAAAACAUAAUUUUCCAUAAAUAAAAACAAAAAUUGCAGUAAGAUAUAAAUGUAGGCCAAUUACAGAUAGAAGUUUCUUUUUCUACAUGCCAUUUAGAAGCCUGUACAGUUCUUAGAUACUUUGACUUGGUGACAUGGGUGACUCAGUCAGCAGUGUAAAAAGCAAUGUUUCCAGGCAGUGGACAGCAAAGUUUAAAUUCAAUGCAUUCUGGAAAGAGCAUAUCUGAAUUACAAUUUCUCAGCUAAGAAAUGCAUAGAAAUAAGUUGGCCACAGUGAUAGCAUAAGAUGUUUUGAUGUUGAAAAUAUCAAUUGAAUUCUGCUUUGCGAAUUCUUUUUCACUCCAUGAUUCUGACUAUAUAUUACACACUCCCAUGUUUUAAAUCCAAUUGCAGUUAGAAUCCGUUUGGAUUAGGUUCGCUUCUCUUCAGAAUAUGUUCUUCUAUCACUUCUGAUAUUUCUUCUUCUAUCAAACUGCUGUGCUCAUGGGAAGAUAAGUAAUCAGAGUAGACAAUGUAAUCUACCAAUAUCAUUGGUACAUCAAUUAAAAAUCUUACAUGUAAUUCAAUUAAAAAUACUUCUGAAUAUUUUCUGUAAAUUAAAAAUAGUUUAAAAUAGUCCUAAGGUGAACCUCAGAGUCAGAAGCACAGGAGCCAAACAACUUGCCUUGAAAGAAGCCAGAGCUACAGAACUCUUGCCUGGCUCAGAUUUUCCUUUUCAAUUCCUUCACCUGAAAGCAUAAGUACUUUGGAAUUGAACAGUUAGCACAACAUGCCUUAACAUUCAGUUUAUUACAAAUAUCUUCAGCCAUGUAUGAACCAGUGUGAUCCACCCUUGUGAGAUCUUCUAUAAAAUAAUAGAAGCUUGAUACCAUGAGUCAAAGGCUUAGCUGGUUUCAGUAGAGCUAUCUUGACUUAAAACUGGUUAAAGAUACCGAUCUUUCAGUUCAACAGUGUCUCCUGGAAGAAAGUAGUCAGAUGGUAACAUUUUGGUGGGUUAUUCCUUUGAAGAAUACCACGGUAUUGCAGUUUUAUUUCCUAUAGGUACCAGAUGAAACAGGGAAGCAGCACUGCAUUAUGAUUAGUUACAAGACUUGUAGUAAUAGAGCGAAUUAUUUUCUUUCACAAGAAGCUCCUGUAUCAGGAAAACUGGUAAGACUAUAAAUUAUUAUGCCAAAUCUCUGCUGUGUGUUUUUCUCUUUCCUUGAGCAGUUUUGUAAUAGUGACUGGCAGAAUACAUUUUAAAGAGAUCUUGAAGUAGGAAGUAUAGCAGAAACAUUGUGUUUUCUUUGCAGCUGUUUUCUUUCAUGUAAUAAAACGGAAGUAUAGAGUAUAGCCCUGUUGAUCCCUAAUAGAAAUUGGAGAUAGGUGCCCAAGAUAAAAACACUGAAGUACCUCUAGAACUGCUUCUUUCUCAACACAGCUCUCCUAAAGAGAGGGAAUGGGAUCACUGAUGUAAACAUCUAACCUUUACACGGACAAGUAAAGCAAAAUUAAAUUUGUGCCCACUACAAUGGGCAAGGACAUCCUCCAGAUUUUUACUAAACUUCCUUCUGUGCAGUGUCUGGCACAGCUGAAAGUGUCUUCUUGCAGAAGAUGAAAAUCCUCAGAAAGAAAACCAGCACUUUGCUGAAGCUCACAAUCAGACCAUCAGCUUUGUGAUAUUAAUAGACUGGUUUACAAUAUUUUUUCCAGAAUUUCAGUGAAUUUCUUAUUACUGCUACUGUAUUGUUUUCACUGCUUAAGAAGUCGAUCACUUUUAUCUCAAAAAGUUUGUUUGUAAGUUAGUUGGACUAUUUAAUCAAUUUCUUAGAAAAGAAAUUUGAUUUUUCUCUGAUAGGUGGCAGCAUUAUAUUCACCACCCCCUUUAUCUGCCUUUUGUUGAAAUAUCUAUUACUGGACUAUAUAUUUUCACAGCUUUUUUUAGCUUAGCUAAGAAGACAUAGUUUUGUUAUGGGUAUCUGCUGAUUAUGUUAACCUAGUAGCUAUUCUGAACUUGUCUUAAGUUGGGCUGUGCUACACUUGUGUGGCUCUUGUGCUACACUGUGCCCCUUGUGUGGCAAGAUUUUUAUCUCUGGAAACGUAAUGUCACUACAGAGAACAAAAGCAUGCUAAACACUAGUAUCUCAGUAGUGCAUAUUUUUUUCCCUUGUGAUCUGUCGAUGUGAAAUCAUACAUCCGGGUGCUGCUGAAGCCUCCGGCUCAGCAUGGCUCGGCCUGGCCCCCAGAGGGACACAGCCUCAGCUUCAGCCGAGUGCAAGGGGCAGUUCAGUUUCGCUUUCCGAGGCACAGAGACAGGAAAAACUCGUAAUUUGUAAGUAAAUCUUCAAACUAGUCCUGCAGUCACUACUACCACUUUUAAUUACUCUUGUUUUGGUUUUGGUGGGAUUUUUUUGUUUGUUUUUUUUUGUUUGUUUGUUUGGUUUUCUUUUCGACUUUACAAUAACACAGGUACCUCCGGACUCUCCAAGUCUGUCUAGAACAUGAGCUGUGCCAUGUUUCAGUUUGGGAAUUAUAGAGCUCUCUCUCCAUAUAUCUAUCAUUAAGGCAUGAUCUAGUAGCAUUAGCAGCUUGAUUCAAUAAUUAACAAGAAACUGCAAAAAGACAAGAGAACUGCUGCCGAGAACAACAAACAACGUGGCAUGCUGUGGGAAAGGAACAGCUGUGUCAUCUUAUUUGAAAGAGAGCCUGAGACAAGAAAGCCGAGUCCUUUUGGGGCGGGUGAGCAGCCUCUGGGGAGCUGUUGCUGUCGAUUUAACUUGGUGCUGAACUCCCCUGCACCUCAGGUACUGAUAUAUUCCAUAUUGCUGAGUCUUCCAGCAGCAAAUGAAAAACAUGUAUUUAUUCCUCCUUUCCAUUUUACCUUUGCUUUUGAAAGUCACUGGCACCAAAGAUGUUAUAUUUGGUCAUAAUAAUUUCACAGAAUAUCAAGUGGGCAACAUGAACCUCAUUCUCUCUGUCCCGCAUGGUGGAUCAAUGGAACCUAAAGACAUCCCCGAUCGAGAGGCUGCCUGUUGGAAUGCAAUGACAUCCUCUUGUAUUUUCUCUCAUGUCUGUCCUCCUGGAAGUAGUCAAAAUGCUAUGAAAUGCAAAGUGUCUACCAACCAAGACAGGUAUACUAUAGAGGUGGCUCAGGUUCUUGCUGAAGAAAUCAACAAAAUUACUGAUGGUUUCUUCCCACAUAUCAUCAUAAACCACCUACAGAGGUUCAAGAUGGAUGCUAACAGGGAAAAGGAAGAAGCCUCCUUUGGAAUUCCCCAAGCAGAACAGGCCUGGGAGGACUAUAUGGGAUUUUUGACCACUGCAAAAUCACAGAUGUCAGGGGGACUAAUUCUGGAUAUCCACGGACAAGCACAUCCUGAAAGGUGGAUAGAACUAGGUUACACACUUUCAAAAACUUCCCUUAACUCAGGAGUAUUUUCUGCAUCAAAUUCCUCAAUUAGCCAUCUGGCCAGUCAGCUGGUCAAUGUGUCUUCUGAGACUUUGGUUGCGGGGAACAGAAGUUUGGGUAAAUAUAUUGAAGGACAAAAUAAGAGCUACGUUUGUGUGCCUUCUCCAUCCAAUCCUAGCCCAAAUAAUGGAAGUUAUUAUAGUGGCGGGUACAUAACAAAGACUUUUGGUUCCCGUAGUUCUGGCACCAUUGAUGCCAUUCAGCUUGAACUGCCCCAGUGGGUGAGGGCAACUGAAGAGCGUCACAGAUUUUGUAAAGCACUGGCAAGGGCUGUAAUGAAAUUCUGGCAAACUAACUACUGCAGCCAGCAGAAGCACAAACUUCUGCCAUGCUGAAAGAGGCUGUCCUGUUAAGAUGCCUUUCCUUAAUAGAGUAGUGAUCUAGAACAAUCAAACAACUCAUUUACCUGGAACAUUUAAGUGCAAUAUAAUUGUGGAUGCUGGUAGAAGGAAACCAUCCUGCAUCAAGAUAGAGGAAAUCCACAGUUAGUACCAACAAAUCCAUUAACACACACCUUUGUACUAGACCCAGCAUUGAUAAGACUGAUAGAAGAUGAGUAGGUCCAAGCAUCACUUGCCUGUGCUUAAUUUCUUUCCAGUCUCAUCCUCUGAUAAACAACUAAUCUUCUAAUAAAUUCUGUGCAAUGCCUUAGUGGAUUAUCUGUUCAAAGAAA